Molecule: messenger RNA, 1520 nt
Organism: Ananas comosus (pineapple)
Lineage: Eukaryota; Viridiplantae; Streptophyta; Magnoliopsida; Poales; Bromeliaceae
Product: GDSL esterase/lipase At5g45910-like
Exons: 5
Coding region: 160-1284 (374 amino acids)
Molecular function (GO): hydrolase activity, acting on ester bonds
Source: RefSeq, a predicted model, not a curated record
AUGAUGACCAAUCAAAAGGACAAGGAAUCAAACUUUGGGGGGGAGUUUUAGGGAGGUUACAAGAAGCUCCCUCCCUUUCGCAACCACCAACGCCCCAAAAUUUUGUCAACUCCCUCCUCUUCCCUCCUUCUCCUUCUUUCUCGCCGUUCCUUCUCCGACAUGGCGGCGAAGGUCUACUACUUUCUCGUCUGUUUCCUGACCUUCUCGUGCUUCCUCCUCCGCCGCCGCUCGGUUUUCGCGGCGCAGCAGUACGCGGCGAUCUUCAACUUCGGGGACUCGCUCGUCGACGCGGGGAACCUCUGCGUCGACGGCAUCCCUGCGUACCUCGCCACCGCCCGUUACCCGUAUGGCAUGAACUUCUUCGGCUACCCGACCGGCCGAUGCUCCGACGGACGCCUCGUGAUCGACUUCAUCGCCCAGGAAUUGGGCCUGCCUUUGCUCCCGCCGUCGAAGGCGAAGAACGCGACGUUCACGCGGGGGGCGAACUUCGCGAUAACCGGCGCGACCGCGCUCGACACCAGCUUCUUCGAGGCGCGGGGGCUCGGUAAGACCAUAUGGAACUCCGGCUCCUUGCACACCCAGCUGAAAUGGUUGGACGAGAUGAAGCCGUCCCUCUGCAGCUCGCCGCAAGAGUGCAGGGACUUCUUCGGCCGGUCGCUCUUCAUCGUCGGCGAGUUCGGCGGGAACGACUACAACUCCCCGCUCUUCGCUGGCCGCGGCAUGGAAGAGGCGCAUUCGAUCAUUCCUCACGUCGUCGAAUCGAUAUCCAGCGCAGUAGAGAAAUUGAUUGCCGAGGGGGCGGUGGAGCUGGUGGUGCCGGGGGUGCUGCCGAUCGGGUGCUUUCCGGUGUACCUGGCGCUGUUCCACAAGACGGAGGACAAAUACGGCCCGCGGAGCGGGUGCCUCAGGCACUUCAACACGCUCUCGUGGGUGCACAAUUCGAUGCUCCAGCGGGCCGUCGAGAGGCUCCGGAGCAAGCACCCGGCCGUGAGGAUCAUCUACGCCGAUUACUACACCCCGGCCAUCCAAUUCGUGCUGCAACCGCAGAAAUUCGGAUUUCUACAGCAGCUUCCGCGGGCAUGCUGCGGCACGGGGGAGGGGACGUACAACUUCAACUUGACAGCAAAAUGCGGCGACCCGGGUGCGGUAGCUUGCGCGGACCCGACAACACACUGGAGCUGGGACGGAAUUCACUUGACCGAAGCCGCGUAUGGCCACAUCGCCAAGGGGUGGCUCUACGGCCCCUUCGCCGACCCGCCGAUUCUGCGGUCACCACUCCUUUAGAGAGAGAGAGAGAGAGCUACAACACUAUAUUUUGCCAAUAAGAUUGCAUAGAAGUUGUUAGCCAAUUGUAGCAUGCAAGAUUAGAAGCGUAUGUUGUUUUGUAAUUGGCUUGAUCAUGAUCAGAUGAGAGUUACUGUGGUGAGAGAAGUGAUUGAUGAUUUCUUGAUUCAUUAAUUACAGUUGUAAUUUACAUGGUAAAUGGUGAUAUUUGAGAAAUUAUAAAAGGUUUUGCUAUA